GGCUACGGUGGGCGAGGCCCAACCCCCUCUCCGACAAAACACAGCAAACGGCUAGCGGGGUUAGCGCUGCGUUUCCCAGCGGUUCUGCUCUAAACGGGGGAUUUUUAGGCUCCAAACCCGGGAAAAGAGGAUGGGUUGUGGAUGGAGCGAGUGAUUAAUUAGAGAAUGAUUGAUAUUCUGGAGCAGAUUUUGAGCUGUCUGAUUUGAGGAGCUACUCAGUUCAUCAUGGAGGCGUCCACCAUACUGCCUGUACUGAAGAAGAAGCUGGCCUUUCUCUCAGGGGGUAAAGAUCGGCGCAGCGGCCUCAUCCUCACCAUCCCACUAUGUACAGAGCAGACCAGCAUGGAGGAGCUCAGCUCCACCCUAGAUUACCUGCUCGGCAUCCCCAGUGAGAAGUGUAAAGCGAGGGGAUUCACUGUGAUCGUGGAUGGGAGGAAGUCUCAGUGGAAUGUGGUGAAGACAGUUGUUCUGAUGUUACAGAACGUCAUCCCGGCCGAGGUGUCGCUGGUGUGCGUGGUGAAGCCAGAUGAAUUCUGGGACAAGAAGGUCACCCAUUUCUGCUUCUGGAAGGAGAAGGACCGACUUGGAUUUGAGGUAAUCCUGGUGUCGGCUAAUAAGCUAACGCGCUACAUCGAGCCGUGUCAGCUGACGGACGAGUUCGGGGGCAGUCUGCAGUACGACCACAUGGACUGGGUCAACAAGAGACUGGUUUUUGAAAAAUUCACUAAGGAGUCGACGUCUCUGCUGGACGAGCUCGCGGUCAUUAACGAAAACGAGAAAACCGGCCAACCAGACAAACCCAGGCCUUCAGACUGUAACGCCCUGCCUUCAUUUGACCCUGAAACGGUUCUCCAGACUGGUCAUGAGCUGCUGUCGGAGCUGCAGCAGAGGCGGUUUAAUGGUUCUGAGGGUGGAGGAGGUGGUGUAGGUGGUGGUGGUGGCGGGGGGACGGCGUGGUCUCCGAUGGAUGACGAGCUCCUGGCUCAGCCGCAGGUGAUGAAGCUGCUGGACUCUCUGAGGGAGCAGUACACCAAGUACCAGGAGGUGUGCCGUCAGCGCAGCAAACGCUCACAGCUGGAGGAGAUCCAGACCAAGGUCAUGCAGGUAGUGAACUGGUUGGAAGGUCCGGGUACGGAUCAGCUCCGGACUCAGUGGGGGAUCGGAGACUCGAUCAGAGCGUCGCAGGCCCUGCAGCUGAAGCACGAGGAGAUCGAGAGCCAACACAGCGAGUGGUUUGCGGUGUACGUGGAGCUGAAUCAGCAGAUGGCGGCGCUGUUGAGCGCGGGGGAUGACGAGGACCUGCUGGAGCUGAAGGCUCUGCAGCAGCAGCUGAGUGACGUGUGCUACAGGCAGGCCAGUCAGCUGGAGUUCCGGCAGAACGUCCUGCAGUCCGCCCACGAGUUCCACGGGACCGCCCAGGACCUCUCUCAGCAGUUGGAUGGGUUGUUGGGGAUGCUGUGUGCAGACGUCGCGCCUGCAGACGGAGCCGCCAUCCAGCAAACCCUCAAACACCUGGAGGAGAAGCUGAAGAGCGUCGAGGGGGCGCUGCAGAGUCUGAGGGAGAAAGGUCAGGUUCUUCUGGAGCAGAUUUCUAACCAAACGUCCUGGUUCUACGGAAAAGAGAUGCAGAUCGAGAACAAGGAGAACGUGGACCACGUCCACAGCGUGAUGGAGGACAUGCAGCUGCGGAAGCAGAGGUGUGAGGACAUGGUGGACGUGAGGCGGCUGAAGAUGCUGCAGAUGGUUCAGCUCUUCAAGUGUGAGGAGGACGCUUCUCAGGCGGUGGAGUGGCUCGGGGAGCUGCUGGACGCUCUGCUGAAGACUCACAUCAGGCUGGGAGAUGAUUCACAGGAAACUAAAGUCCUGCUGGAGAAACACAGGAAGUUUGUGGACGUAGCGCAGAGUACGUAUGAUUACGGCAGGCAGCUGCUGCAGGCGACGGUGGUGUUGUGUCAGUCUCUGCGCUGCACCACGCGCUCCUCCGGCGACACGCUGCCCCGACUCAACCGGGUGUGGAAGCAGUUCACCGUCACCGCCGACGAGCGGCAGCACCGCCUCGACAUGGCCAGCAGCUUCCACACCGCCGCCGAGCGGGUAUUGAAGGAGGGGUGUGAGCAGGUGGAGGUGUUGGAGGUGGAGGUGUUUGAGGAGGUGGAGACGGUGGGGAAGGCUCUGCUGGACAGGCUGACUGUGCCGGUUAUCUUUCCUGAUGGGAGUGAGCAGUUUUUCGGCAGUCCCGGCGACAUGGCGUCCUCGGCCGAGAACAUCCGCGACAAGAUGAAGCUGGUGGAGGACAAGAGGCUGCAGCACGAGGAGGAAGAGGAGGAGGAGGAGGAGGAGGAGUUGGAGGCGGAGCAUCUGCAGGAGGAAGCAGCUCUGGAGGCGGGGCCUGAUGAGAGUUAAUGAACACUAAAAUAAUCCUGAGAGCCUGAGAGGAGCAGUGGAAACUGAUGCACUCGAGUCAGAUAUGAUAUAUAAAUGACCUCAUAAUAUUAGAUUAUGAGGUCAUUUAUGUGGAAUCUUUGAAUUGAUUCAUUUGAUUCGUUCAGAUGAGUCAUUUGAAUCAAGUUUAUUCAGAGCAUCUUUGUAUUAAGUGAUCUCGAGAUCAUCCAGACUAAAGUCUUUAAGUCUAAAGUCCGGUCUGAUCGUUUGUAUUGCUGUCGCCGCCAUGCAAAUACCUUGUAUCUCCGUACACACAGUGUUUUUUUUUUAUUAUUAGUAGUAUUUUUUUUAUUCUUAACGCAAUAAAAAUAUCAUUAUCGCAAGCAUUCAUGGCAUGCGAUAAUGCAGUGAAUAAGAGCAAACUCCAGUUGCAUUAUCCGCUAUCCGCCAACAGAGGGCGCUUAUUCACUUCUUCACAGACUGUGAUCACGUGACCUAGCAAAGCUGGAGGUAAAGCGAGGCAAAGCAAGCCAGAGUUAUUAUUUGUUGCAACCUCCUAGAAACCACUUAACAAUGUCACAGCAAUCAUUUAGCAAGACCAUAGCAACCUCUCCUAGCAACCACUUUGCAACACCAAUAAGCAAAUAGCAAAUACAUUGCAUAUCAACUAACUAGCAACUACAACUGAUGUUGCAAUACAUAUAUACAUUAUUUCAGAAUUUCUUGAUGGACGAACCAAUAGAAAUGCUCUAAAUGCCUCUUUUUUUAAUGACUAAUUUCUUGUUUGGAAAUUAAGGAGAUUAAGGAGGUUUUUUUUUUUUUUUUUCGAGAUACAAGGUUUUUGCAUGACCGCAGCGAAUGCUUCAGGCUUCAGUUUCCUCCUGGAUACACAGGCCCGGGUUUGUACUCUUUGCCCAAUACAAGCUAAGCUACGCUAAGCUAUGCUAAGCUAAGCUAUGCUAAGCUAAGCCAUCGUAACUCCGCAGAAGCCCGGAGAGCAGUUCUGGUUCGUGUCUCAUUUCUUUACUCUGAUCCAGCAGAACUAAACUAAAAAAACGACGGAAAAUCUCUCUUUACGUAAAAAAGCUUUACCUUUACUGGUCUCUCUCUCUCUCCGUUCCGGACUGGGCGACCCGAGCUUUUACUGGUGCUACUAAAGCCUAUAGAAUGUACAGACAGAAGCACCGCCCCUCCCCCCGCCCCCCUGUUUUCUAUUGGGUGCUGUAGAUUUCUAGGCCUGGUGAACUUCCUGAUUGACAGUAAGCAAUGUAUUUUGCGUUUUUAUUUUUCUUCGGAUAUUUCCAGAACCUUAUUAAUUACCAAAAUCUUCGUUUUUUUCCUGUUUUUCUUCCUGUGCCAACUUCCUUUAUAUACCAAUAUAAACAAAGGCCUUUGAUUCAGGCAUCAACUGCCAAAGGUACUGUUUUAAUUAGAGCUAGAUGUGUGUGCGAGAGUGUGUGCGAGAGUGUGUGCGAGAGUGUGUGCGAGAGUGUGUGCGAGAGUGUGUGCGAGAGUGUGUGCGAGAGUGUGUGCGAGAGUGUGUGCGAGAGUGUGUGCGAGAGGGAGUGAUAUGUAUGUAUGAGUGUGUGUUGACCACUGAAGUCAUUGUGCAUCAUUCUGUAGUCAUCAUGCGGUAUGCCCAUAUUUGGACUUUUGCUUGGUUUUACCUCGAUUUUCAAUGGCAGAAAUCACAUCUAUAGUAUUUUGUGGUAAAUAAUUUUAUGUUUAGAGCUCGUUUUUACAUUUUAUUAUGUGUCCAUACUUUCCUAAACAUCACUAAAUCCUUUAAAUUACGGAGUUUAAGGUCGUUUUCAUAACAGCACUAUUUAUUCUGCUUGAAACAGCCUGUCAUUGGUUUGCACUCUUGGAACAGUUUGUUUAAACGAGUGUAAAAACUAAAGACUAAAACGUUUUGCUUCCAAAGCGACUUCAGAGCGGUUCUGUUUGUGGUAAGAACAUGAUUUGACCUCGGUCUGACCCAAAUAUCAAAUAUACUCAUGUUUAGGCUAAUCGGCUGUUCAGGUGCAGUUUAACCUGAUUUAUUACCAAAAUAAUUACUACUACAGCUAUUAACUGAUGCUAAUCUCUGCUGCUGCUUCACUCUAAACUGUUUUACACUAAAUAUACCAUAUGUUUAGUACUCUUCACUCAUGCAUUCCAUUAAAAAAAACACUGCAUUUAAAAGCAGCAGCACAUUUUUAGAUUUCAGUGGAUUUUAAGCAAUUUUAAGAUUUUUUUUUUUUUUUUUUAAAUAGCUACGACCAAUAUAAAAAAGACAACAUGCUUUGCUAUGGCAUAUUAGGUUUAGGUUUCGGCUUAAGUUUAUGCCUGUGUGAAAACAAACCAAAUAGAAAAGAAAAAGCUCUAAGUAAACAAACUCAUCAACUAGUACGCUUAAGUUUUGUGCUAUAAUGUGUAAUAUUGGCACUGUGGUGCAGCGGUUCUAGAUCAGUACAGCAGUGCUAAUUUUACACGUUUUAUCAUGAACCUCGAGUGUAUUAUUGUGAUUAUACCACAGUUUUACUAUCUCUAUUUAUUGAAAGAUUUUAAAGAGGAGAAGAAAAUAGGAUCUGAUUGGUUAUAAAAACUCUGCCAGUUAAAACAGUUCCAUUGCUGCUCUGUUUGUAGCUGCGCUGUUUGGUUUGUAAGCGCUCCAUGGUUGCUAGGUUACCUGUAUGUGGCGGAGUAAUACAGUAAUACAUGGAGAGCUUCGGUUACAGUGCGUUACCGGCUGAUAACGGCACUCAUGGAACGCCUCUCAGCCAAUCACAACCUCCUUGACAACCUACAUCACAAAAUUCUUAUAACGAAUCUUAAAUGAUUUUAUAAUUCAGAGGAUCCGGUGAUGUUCAGAAGAAAAUGUGCACAGAAUAAAUUGUUUAGGGUUUUGCUUUUUUAUUUUUUUUUACUUAUUUAGAGCGUAAUAAUAAUAAUAAAGGCGAUUUUUGAAAAGCCCCAUUAAUUUCUGCCACUGAAAAUUGAGGUUAGAGCCCGAGGACCGAAUUUGGAAAUUGCGACGACUACAAAAUGAUGACCCUACGACAGUGACCGUGGUCGAUAUGGGAGAAAACAGCAAGCCUUUAAACCUCGAAGUUAGUGGGCGUUACUGGACACGGUGGCGAUUUGUACAGAAUUUGGCCACAGAGAAAAGGUACAGCAGAACCUCGAAGAGAACAUCAGGUUGGAGAACCGGUUCCAUUAAUGAAAUGUGAAGCCGAAAUGACGUUUCAUCUCAUGAAUGUGGAGCUAACGUGUACACUGCUUGUGUAUUGAGGCAUGUCAUAAAAUAAUAAAAUCCAUAUUUAUUGAUUCUUGAUUUCUUUUCUUUUUUUACUCGCUGUUUCUAAUUGUAAAAUGCUUUUUGCAGUUUUUACGUUUUUUGAUCAUGUAUUUUAUGAAAAUCUGGGGUCAUAAGAGCAAAAAAGUGAGCGUAAAGAAUUUCCGCGGGAGAAGUUCGGGAGAAUGUUUAUCCUGUCAUGCUGAUGUACGACUGACUGACUCUGCGUUUACAGGAAUGUCCCGUUUCUGCAAAUAAACUGUGUAUUUUUUUGCUUAUGCUGUCAUAUGCAUUUUACAGUGGCUGUACAGGAAGUUUCUAACCCAUGAAAUAAACUUGCUUUACCCCACA
Messenger RNA from Astyanax mexicanus (Mexican tetra), 6010 nucleotides. It is a transcript of the gene sestd1, whose product is annotated as SEC14 and spectrin domains 1. The transcript is spliced from 19 exons. The record is from RefSeq and is a predicted model, not a curated record. NCBI's taxonomy places the organism in Eukaryota, Metazoa, Chordata, Actinopteri, Characiformes, Acestrorhamphidae. The coding region runs from base 226 to 2403 and encodes 725 amino acids.